Molecule: messenger RNA, 3672 nt
Organism: Cladocopium goreaui
Lineage: Eukaryota; Dinophyceae; Suessiales; Symbiodiniaceae
Source: the annotation of a GenBank genome assembly
AUGAACUCGCUGGCCCUGACCGAUCACGGCAACUUGCACGGUGCCCUGGAGUUCUAUCAAAAGGCCCAAGCCGCAGGCGUGAACCCCAUCAUCGGCUACGAAGCCUACGUCGCGCCGAAAAGCCGCAAGAUCAAGACGGCCGACGGCAAUCAGGAGGGCACCUAUCACCUCACGCUGCUGGCCCAAAACAAAACGGGCUUCAAAAACCUGCUUCGCAUGGCUUCUUCGGCCUAUCUCGAAGGGUUCUACCGCAAGCCCCGCAUCGAUCGCGAACUGAUCGAAGCCCACAACGAGGGCAUCAUCUGCCUCAGCGGUUGCGUCUCCGGCGAGUUCAGUCGAGCCAUCCUCCGCGGCAAUGGCAGUCCAGAGCUGGAUCUCAAUCAAGCGAUGGACGUUGCCCGCUGGUUCCACGAGCUAUUUGGCGACCGGUACUUCAUCGAGAUCCAGAACAACAACCUCGAUAUCCAGCAGCAGGCCAUGGAAGGGGCCGUCGAUGUGGCCAAAAAGCUAGGGCUGCCGUUGGUGGCCACCAGCGACGCGCACUAUGUGAAUCGCGAGGAUGCCGAAGCCCAAGACGUGCUGCUGUGCAUCAACACCGGCAAGUUCCGCACCGACACCAACCGCAUGCGGAUGGACGGCGACGAGUUCUUUCUCCGCGGACCUGAGGAGAUGUACGAAUCGUUCCCGGGGCUCGAAGAGGCUGUCAAACAAAGCCAACUCAUUGCCGACACCGUCGAUAUCCAACUCGACCUGGGCCAGCGACACUUCCCGGUGUUCACCCCGCCCGAGGGCGAACAGUCGUCCGAUUAUCUCCGCCGGCUGUGCCUCGAAGGCUUGCGAGAACGCUAUGCCGAUCAGCCCGACCGUUGGGACGGGGAAGACCUUUCCGAUGAGGUGAUGCAACGCCUGGAACGUGAGCUGGGCGUGAUCAACAAGCUCGGUUUCCCGAACUACUUCCUCAUCGUGUGGGACUUCGUCCGUUUCGCCGACGAGCAGAACAUCCCCACCACGGCCCGUGGAUCGGGCGUGGGCUCGCUGGUGUCGUAUGCCCUGCACUUCAGCCACGUCUGCCCGUUGCGCUACGACUUGCUGUUCGAGCGGUUCCUGGACGAAAGCCGCGAAGAAGCCCCUGAUAUCGAUAUCGACUUCUGCAAAGAUCGCCGUGGCGAGGUGAUCCAGUAUGUAAAGGACAAAUACGGCGACGAAAACGUAGCCCAGAUCGGUACCUUCGGCACGCUGGCCGCCCGGGCUGCCAUUCGCGAUGUGGGUCGCGCCGUCGGGAUGCCCAUCUCCAAAGUCGAUUCGAUCGUGGCCAUGGUGCCCGACAAACUGGGCAUCAAACUCGAAGCGGCCAUUAACGAAAGCGCCGACCUCAAACGGGUCUACGAGACCGAGCCCGAAGUCACCGAACUGCUCGACUUGGCCAAAAAAAUCGAAGGCCUUGCCCGCAAUGUCGGCACGCAUGCCGCGGCAGUGGUGAUCGGCGAUCGCCCCUUGGUCGAGUACGUGCCACUGUGCCGAGUGCGGGACAAGGAAGAAACGAUCACCCAGUGGUCGAUGAACGACGUCGAACGCGCCGGCCUGCUGAAGAUGGACUUCCUGGGGCUGCGGAACCUUACGAUUCUGUCGAAGGCCGUGAACCUCAUCGAGCAAACCACCGGCACGAAGGUCGACCCCUACAAGUUCCCGCUCGAUGAUGACGACACAUUUGCCCUGCUGUGCCGCGGCGAGACCAAGGGCAUCUUCCAGUUGGAAAGCGGCGGCAUUCGCGACCUGCUGCAGAAGAUGAAGCCCGACUGCUUCCACGACAUCAUCGCCACCAACGCCCUCUACCGGCCGGGCCCGUUGGAAGGCGGCAUGGUCGACGACUACAUCCAGGUGAAGCACGGCCGCAAACAGGCCACCUACAAACACCCGGUGAUGGAGGAGAUCCUCGAAGAAACCCACGGGGUGAUGGUCUACCAAGAACAGGUGAUGCGGAUUCUCAACCGCUUGGGCGGCAUUCGCCUGGCCGACGCCUACAAGUGCAUUAAGGCCAUCAGCAAGAAGAAGCUGCCGGUCAUUGCGAAGUACAAAGAAGAGUUCCUUAACGGUGCCACCGAGCAGGGGCUCAGCAAGAAAGACGCCGACGAACUGUUCGGCAUGAUCGAAAAGUUCGCCGGCUACGGCUUCAAUAAAAGCCACUCGACCGCCUACGCCCUGAUCGCCUACAUGACGGCCUAUCUCAAGGCCCAUUACCCGGUCGAAUUCAUGGCGGCCCUGCUUUCUGGCGACAUCCCAGGGCGGAACUUCAAAAAGAAAGACUCCCUGGUCGAACAUCUCGAAGACUGCAACCGCAUGGCCAUCGAGGUCGUUCCGCCCGACGUGAACACCUCGGGCGUUGACUUCACCGUGGCCGACGGCAAGAUCCACUUCGGUCUUUCGGCGAUCAAAGCCUGCGGCGGCCCCGCAUCGUUGGCCAUCGAAAGGGCCCGAGAGAAAGACGGCCCGUUCACCGACCUGUUCAACUUCUGCGAACGCGUCGAUGCCAGCCAGUGCAACCGCUCGACCAUCGAAACGCUGAUCAAGGCCGGGGCGAUGGACUCCUUCGGCGCCCGCCGUUCGCAACUCACCGCCGGGGUCGAACGGGCGAUUCAAGCGGGGGCCUCGGUGCAUGCCGACCGCCGGGCUGGUCAGAAGGGCCUCUUCGACGACAUCGAAGAUGACAGCGCGACCCAGGUCGCCGCCAAUCUUCCGGACAUCCCCGAGUGGGAAGAGCGGCAAAAGCUGGCCGCCGAGAAAGAAGUGUUGGGCUACUACCUCUCGGCCCAUCCCUUGGAUGAAUACAAAGACGUACUCCAGACCUACGCCACCCACACCGCGCCCGAAGCCGCACCACUUCCCAACAAAACCGAAGUCGUGCUCGGUGGGAUGCUCUCGGCCAUCAAGUUCUCCAACACCAAGAACCCCCGGCCCGGCAGCAACGUCACCCGUUACGCCAUGUUCGAUCUGGAAGAUGUCUCCGGGCCCAUGCGCUGCAUCCUCUGGCCCGAGGAGUUCAGCGAGUGCGGGCACCACGUGGUGCCCGACGCCAUCCUCUUCGCCCGCGGCCAAAUCGAUAAACGCCCGGGCAGCGAAGAAGCCAACGUGGUGGUCAAAGAACUCAUCCCAUUGGAAGAGGCCGAACAACGUUUCACUCGGGGCAUCAUGAUCCGCGUGUCCGAACCUGUGCACGGCAUCGGGGCGCUCGACAAUCUGCAAGAAAUCCUCCGCGGAUACCCCGGCAACUGUUCGGUCGACCUGGUGCUAUGCCUCGACGAUGGCGCGAAAGUGCGUUGCAGUUGUAAGGGGGUCAAAGUCGGGCCCAAUGUCGAACUCCGCCGUCGGGUCGACGAUCUCCUCGGCCCCGGCAACUUCCGCAUGGUCGGUUCCGUCCCCCGCAAAAGCGCUAGCGGCAGCAAUGGAUCGCACCCGGCGACGCACUCCGGGGUACCACCGGCUCUCGAUCCGAUGCGGCACAGCCGCCAGAGGCCAUCAGCUCGAUCGGGCCCUCGCACGCUCGUUCCCCUGACAUUCGACACAACCCACACACCCCAUCCGCGGAAAACUCAGAGCGCAGACCUCACCUUGCGCUCUAACCCCGCCCGGCAGCCCGGCUUGCGGUUCGCGUUGCCGAACCAGAGCCGUCGCUGA